This is a messenger RNA of Haliotis rubra (blacklip abalone), 2150 nucleotides long. Its product is annotated as GTPase IMAP family member 9-like. The record is from RefSeq and is a predicted model, not a curated record. The coding region runs from base 47 to 1042 and encodes 331 amino acids. The transcript is spliced from 3 exons. Lineage: Eukaryota; Metazoa; Mollusca; Gastropoda; Lepetellida; Haliotidae. Gene Ontology annotation, molecular function: GTP binding.
UCUUGCAGCUCGUUACAACCAAACAGAUCCAACUGCAGAGGACAACAUGGCUGUCGCACCAGAUUCUAGGAAUCAACUCUUUUUGUUUAAGGAAACUCGACUGAUUCUCAUCGGCAAAACAAGAUCAGGUAAAAGUUCCACCGGGAAUACUAUCAUCGGACAACCAACUUUCGAAGUAGGGUGUUCAGUCUCUUCGGUAACAAAACCAUGCCAACACGCCAUGUUUGAGAGAUUCGGGAGGGAUAUUUUACUGCUUGACACUCCUGGUUUCUUUGAUACUCGAGCAAGUCAGAGAUGUAUAGAAGAAGAACUAAAGAAGAGUGUCCUCCUCACCUCUCCUGGAGUGCACGCCAUUCUGUUUGUGAUUGGUGUGGGAAGGUUCACUGAAGAAGAGGUAACCUCUGUGGAAAGAUUUCUGACGUUUUUUGGAGACAAGUCUAAGCGUCAUGUGAUCGUCAUAUUCACUAGGAAAGAUGAUCUUGAGAGGUCUGAGAAGUGUCUGAAUUACUUCAUCGACUCCAACGAGAAGCUGAAGACUUUCAUCAAUAAAACUGGGAGGAAUUACAUUGCAGUUAACAACGACUCGACUGUGGACAAUGAAGAGUUUGUGCAGGAGUUACUGGAGCUGGUAGACACACUUGCAAGGCAGAAUGGAGGUCACUUCACAAAUAAGAUGUAUCAGGAAGCUGAGAGUCAAAUGAAGAAGAUUGAGGGGAUAGAGCUGGACAAACUGAUGGUAGAAAACCAAACAUCUGAUCAGAAGAUCAUUGAUGAUGGUGUUCGGGAAUACAGUUGGACACUUUCUGGCUACUCCGAGUCCCAAAAGGAACUUCUGCAGUCAAGGAAACGCAAGGCACUCCAGGAUGAAUGUCGCAGGAUCCAUGAAAGGGAAGCCAGAAGAAAUGCCAGGGAUAAUUUUGACAUUUCUGACAACAGGUGGAAAAUAUUGGCAGGGACAGUUGCAGUUGCUGUCGGGAUAGCUUUGAGUGUUGUCCUAGGCCCUGGAGGGAUGGUGGCUGGACUAGCCCUACUUCUUGGUUGAAAGUAAUACAGCUAAUCCGGUGGGAACUAUUCUUCAAAUGUAUCCUUCAUCUUGACAGGAACCAUGCUUCAAAUGCAUCUAUCAUCUUGACGGGAACUAUGCUUCAAAUGCAUCUAUCAUCUUGAUGGGAACCAUGCUUCAAAUGCAUCUAUCAUCUUGACGGGAACCAUGCUUCAAAUGUAUCUAUCAUCUUGACGGGAACUAUGCUUCAAAUGUAUCUAUCAUCUUGAUGGGAACCAUGCUUCAUAUGUAUCUAUCAUCUUGACGGGAACUAUGCUUCAAAUGUAUCUAUCAUCUUGACGGGAACCAUGCUUCAAAUGUAUCUAUCAUCUUGAUGGGAACCAUGCUUCAAAUGUAUCUAUCAUCUUGAUGGGAACUAUGCUUCAAAUGUAUCUAUCAUCUUGAUGGGAACCAUGCUUCAAAUGUAUCUAUCAUAUUGAUGGGAACCAUGCUUCAAAUGUAUCUAUCAUCUUGAUGGGAACCAUGCUUCAAAUGUAUCUAUCAUCUUGAUGGGAACCAUGCUUCAAAUGUAUCUAUCAUCUUGACGGGAACUAUGCUUCAAAUGUAUCUUUCAUCUUGACGGGAACUAUGCUUCAAAUGUAUCUAUCAUCUUGACGGGAACUAUGCUUCAAAUGUAUCUAUCAUCUUGAUGGGAACCAUUCUUCAAAUGUAUCUAUCAUCUUGAUGGGAACACCGUUAACGGUUAACAAUCAUUGAAGAAAUGGUCGAUUGCCUGACAACUAUCCCGGACCCUUAUCAUUGUGUCCCAUGUUUUCUUUAUGUUACAGUGAGUGAGUUUAGUUUUAUGCCGCUUUAAGAAAUGUUCCAGCAAUACCACGGCGGGGUACACCAGAAAUGGGCUUCACACAUUGUACCCAUGUGGUUAAUCGUGACGAUGGAAAGCUUCAGCCACUCUGCUACCCCACCACCCGUUUAUGUUAUACCGGAAUGUAGUCCAACAAAGUUGAGUAAAACCUGCUUGUCAAUAUAACUGUUGUUUCAUAGUGAAAGUUUGGUCCUUGUGUACUCCACACAAGGUGUUUGUAAGUUCUUCAUGUUUAGUGUGUAUCAUCUACUGAUUGUCUAUUAAAACUGGCUUUAGCUUUGA